AUGGCGGCCUUGAUGCAAGCAGACGCACGGCACACGCAGCUCUUGUUGGAAGCCCGUGCCGACCCGAAUGGCAUCAGCCGCAGCAGCUUGGCCGAAGCUCUGACCCUGCCUCUCCGCAUCAAGUACCGACUUGGUAUUCAGGACCCUGUGGCGAUGCCCUUUAUCGCUGGCCUGGGUGGGACAGCUCUCCACAUCGCAGCCACAACCGGGUGUUUCGAACAGGCGAAAUUGCUCUUGCAGUUCCGCGCGUUUCAUUCCUGCCGGCAUGAGAUGCUAACGGACCUAACCCCGAUCCAGCUUGCGAAGGACGUCCAGGACGAAAACAUGACAGCUUUGCUACUGCUGGCUGCCGCCGGACGUGAUCUGGAGGAUUCUGAAAUCGACGACAUGGACUCUUUGUGCAUAUGA
This is a messenger RNA of Symbiodinium sp. CCMP2592, 408 nucleotides long. NCBI's taxonomy places the organism in Eukaryota, Dinophyceae, Suessiales, Symbiodiniaceae. The record is from the annotation of a GenBank genome assembly.